AUAUGAUGAAACGUACAUGGAUUAGCUCCCAUCCGUCCAACAAAACAGAGCCUGACUAAGAAAAGAUAGAGCUCAUGCUCUCGGACCACUGGUCCCCAAGUGAGAUACAAUCUCCCUCUCUUGCCUCCACCAAAUGGCUUUAUGUGCCCACAAACUGCAAUAGUGUCCAUUAGAGCCUAGCAAACAUAGAAGACAAACAAGCAAAAACAAAGAGCAAAGCAACCACCACCAGCUUCAGUACUCCCACUCUCUCCAUCUCUCUUUCUUAUAUAUAUUGAUACACACACACAGACAUAGACACAAGUAUAUAACAUAAGCUCUGGCCUGCUAUGGCCAUCAACUCUUCUACACCCAAAUUCAAUAUUGAAGCACACAAGACACAGAAAAAGGAUAAUGACAAGAACAUGAGCAUGAAGAAGAACAAGAACAAGAAGGUGAUGAAGAAGAAGGUGAUAUCACCUCCAUCUCCACCAAGACCACAUUUGAGAGAUCAUCAAGUGAUCUCUUCAUGGGAACAGUUGAAGAGCAUCUUGUCAUGCAAAGCUAUUGUCAUGGCUUCCCAAGUUCAUGACCCUUCAAAGGAGAAGCCCACUGUUAGUAAUAGUAACUACGCUAAGCUAAGGUCCUCAUGUGGCCCGUCCAUUUGUGCUUUUCGUGAUGUUGUCCACGGGAACACACGCGUCGGCCACCGCUCCGACACCGACCGCCACUCUGGCUCGUCCUCUCCAGGCGCGAGUCGCCGCCACGAGACUGCCCCACUCACCCGGUCUUCUGGUGGCUCCUGCUCCUCCUCCUCCAAAGCUGGUGGCAUGCCACUCAGAAGGCUUUCCGGUUGUUACGAAUGCCAUGCCAUCUCCAUUGACUCUGCUUCCAGGAGAUAUCCUAGACCAAGAACAACUCUCUCCGCAUGCUCCGAGUGCGGGGAGGUAUUCACCAAGUCUGAAAGCCUGGAGCUUCAUCAGAUCAUCCGCCAUGCUGUGUCGGAGCUUGGGCCGGAGGACUCCGGUCGUCAAAUAGUGGAGAUCAUCUUCAAAUCAAGCUGGCACCGGCGCGCCCUUCCGGCGUGUAAGAUCGAACGCAUACUCAAGGUUCGAAAUAGCCCGCGUACCGUCGCGCGAUUUGAGGAGUACAGAGCGGCCGUCAAAUCCCGAGCUUUAAACCCCAAGAAGCAUCCCCGUUGCGCCGCUGACGGCAACGAACUCCUCCGCUUCCAUCCAGCGAUUCUCUCUUGCGCACUCGGCUCCGGCUCCUCCCUUUGCUCCUCCCCAGCGUGCGGCGUCUGCGGGAUCAUACGGCACGGGUUCGCGCGGGAAGCUUGCGGGGUGAGGACGACGGCGAGCAGCGGCCGCGCGCACGAGCUGGGGCACGCUGUGGGUGGAGUGGGAUCGAAAGCGAUGAUGGUGUGCCGCGUUAUCGCUGGGCGAGUGCGACGUGCUGGGGACGAGGAGGACGCCGGUGCCGGCGGAAGCGGCUAUGAUUCGUUAGCUGGUGCCGACGCGAAUCUCGAGGAUUUGUCUGUCGGGAAUCCAAGGGCCAUUUUGCCAUGUUUCGUGGUUAUAUAUCGGCUAGUGGAGUAGUUACUACUCCCUUGGAAUAUGUUUUAUGAUUACGUGUAGUUUUAUUAGACAAAAACGCUUUUAGAAAAA
Messenger RNA from Dioscorea cayenensis subsp. rotundata (Guinea yam), 1646 nucleotides. RefSeq lists its product as uncharacterized. The coding region runs from base 330 to 1577 and encodes 415 amino acids. The record is from RefSeq and is a predicted model, not a curated record. Lineage: Eukaryota; Viridiplantae; Streptophyta; Magnoliopsida; Dioscoreales; Dioscoreaceae. The transcript is spliced from 3 exons.